CACUCAUACUACAGAAUAUACAGCUAAGCCCCUGCUGUCAUAUCACAGCAUUUGUAGAUGCUGCAUGAGAUUUGCUCACCCAUCAUGACCACGUGUCUGCUUGUGACAACGAUAGGCAAGGAGCAUGUAUGAAUGAGAAGCAAAGCCCACACCGAUGUUCACCUCAAGCAGCCAGCCUGCCAGGGAACAACAUGAAAUCUACACUCCGUCAUAGCUUUGAUAUGCCAAUUGAGGAUGAAUCCGCACGCAGGACAGGUAGUCCCUUGGAACGUCGACCGUCACAAAGAAGACAUAGAAAUCAAGGCAGCAGCAGCUUUCGACUAGGGUCAGCCUUCAGCACUGCCAGAAGUUUGAAUCCCAGCCCCCAAGCUAGCCGGCAAACAGAGCAUCGUCAAGCAAGCAAGCGACCUAGCAACGAGCCCCAGUUGCUGGUUAAAAAGAGACAACCCCAGGGAUGGGGAGGCCAGCCCAGCGCACAGCAUGAAACCUCACUUAGCCACCCGCAUGGCCAUCCAGAUGCAGGCCAGUCAGUUAAUGCGGGUAGUUCCCAGGAUGGAGACAAAGCGAGCAGCAGUACCCCCUCGGAACCCGGACUAUCGAACAGUGGUCGUCCCCAUGGCUCGACUUUGAUAGGACUUGAUACGGAUCCAGCCCAGAUUGUCAACCUUGCACUUAGUCUAGGCGAGUCUCGCCGGCGAACGAUGGGCGGACGGACCGUGUCCGGAGGCAUUCCGCGUGAUAGACGUUUGUCAGCGUGUAGCCCGGUACCCGAGACCCGAAUUCUGCCGCCACGAGACGACGACAGACAGUCAAAACGCCAAGGUUCAACGUCGCGCUCGUUGCUGCCAGCUCCGUUUCUCGACCGUGGGAGUUGCGAGUUGGAAUUCUCCGAGCUAUCUGCGGGGACAAUUGCGAGAGCGGACAAAGCGAGGCAACAUUUUGAGCUCUUUGCUGAGUAUUUACGUUUACUCACUUCUCUCCCCCCGCUGCAGUCCUCGACGAGUCUUACGAAGCAAGGAGACCCAUCUGCUGGUCUUAGGUCUUUCGCCCGAGGAAGAGUCUAUAACCCUCUCCAAUACAUACGCAAUCGGAAAGUGAGGUUUCGCGAAAGGACCGCGAUUAAUUCAGAGGAAGAGGGCUGGGAGAAUGUCGAUAGAGUCCGAAACUGGGUGGAUGGUGUGGUUAGUGCUCUUGAUGAAGGGGAAUACCAGCCUACCGAGUGUGUUCAAUUACCCCCACUCAAUACUCCCGCUGGGACCUCAGAGGAACCCCAGGAGUCAUUUUCAAGCCCUGGCCGCAUAAACACCAACGAUACUACGAAACCACGUCGCCCUCGGAUGGACUGGGUCUUCACCCCGGCCGAUCUAUUGGCCGAUGCAGCUUGGGUUGAGGCCGGCCGGAAUAAGCUUAAACUCGAAGAUAAAGAUGGAAAUAAAGUGUUUCCCGCGGAUACCAAAUUAAAAUCCAUCCAAUUGACAUCACAUGGUCCUUCGCCAGAGCUCCGUCCGACUGGUAUAUCAUACGACCCAGUUUGCUCCACCGGACGGUUACGAAGUUUUACAUCUAUCGGAUCCAGAGGAUCAUCCAAUAUAAAUAGAGGCCGGCGAAUACAGAGAUUUGCGCACUCUAUCCAUCUUACGCCCCGCCACGGCCAUCCUAGGGAUAACAGCAAAUCAGGCUGGCGACAUGCUUUGAGUCGGUCGAGGAGCUCUUCCGGAUCCUUGCAAAAUAAGGAUGACCAUAGUUAUUUCAUCGAGGAUUUCACAGGACGCGAGGAUACUCCUUGCCGACAAAAUGUGAUGGAUGGCUUGCUGCCUCCUCUGGAUACCAGCAUGAGCGAAUCAAAAUCUCCACUAUCUCACCACCGCUACGCGGGAUCUAUUUCCUCUGCCGAUUAUAAUUCCGACAAAGCCAUCCUACGUGCGUCCUUCGAAGACGAUGACGUAGUCAGACGGACGCCUUCUGAAAAACCGAUGUUUCCGAGUAUAACGGCUAAUCUCUCUCCUUCAGUAAGUCGAGAGGCUUCACCGAGUAGACGACACCACUUGUCACCUCGCGCCUCCCUUGAUCGUCAAAAAACCAAGAAGCAGAAGACCAAUGUCGAUUUGCCAUACUCCCCUGGUGAUCCGUUCCGUGUUGGAGCGACAUCAAGUUUAGAACUAGAACGAGUCGGAUCUCCUGGGCCAACUUUUCCAACACAAUUUUCUCGCCAUGGAACACACAGUUCGCCUGAAGGAGGCAAAGGUGGAAAAGAGCCGGAUCAAAAGCGACGUGGGCUAUUCAAAGGUGGCAGGAUUGCUGAAUUGGUAGGGAACGAGGUGUCUAAGGUUGGCGACUUGAUUCGGAAAAAAGAUCCUUCCAGUCAUUCACGCCAGUCUUCAUCCGCAUCUAGCGUUUCCGAAUACGUAGAUGCCGAUGAUGAUACUGGUCAUAGCAAACGAAGACUGAAACUGAGAUUGACUCGACUCCCAACGCAAGACCAGACACCUGAACUUUCAAAGCAUAGUAUUCCUCACCUUCCCACCUUCACAUCAUCUCUGAAACAUGGCGCUAUGUCUCCCGGAUCCACGCCACCCAGUGUCCCAAAUGGUAGUUCGCCGCCAAAGCCGGAUGCGCUAGAGGAUUUUAGUCAACCAGGGCCCGCCGGAAGGAUGAAAAGUCCCGAUACUGGACUAUUAAUUGAUCAUAAAGAAAGCUUCUCGUCUGGCCAAAAUUCGAAGUUGCGGAAGGAAACGCCCCAUCUGCCACAAAAGGAUGAUAAUACUCCCGUCUAUAACGUCGCAUUUCCUGCGCCAAGCAGGCCCAAACUGUCCGAAGCUACUCGUAACUGGAGUCUUUCAUCCCACAGCAUUCCGAAAUACUCCCAGUCCCAUCGCAUCAGCAAAGCCGAGAUCGUCCGUGUCCGAGCCCAUCUGCUCUCUACAGGCGUAAAGGCCCAAGAAAUAUGUCGACAUGCCAACACACCUCCAUCAGCGUUUACUUUCAACCCACUUUAUACUGGGUCCCCUGACGACCGACUUAACCCUUUGCCGUAUAUAGGGGACCAGAAACUAGCCACAGAAGCCAGUAAAAAAUUACUAACAGCCUUCGAUGACAGGGUUAGUCAUGUCCAAAGCUCGAUCAUCAAAUUCUCGGAAUCGGAUCUCCCAAGCUUAACCCGUGACCUUGACUGCUUGGACCGACUAAUUACUUCAUCUCUCAACUGUCGUCUUCGUGGAGUGAGCACUGAAGCGGAACAUCUCACUGGCCAGCUUGCAACCACAAGUACUCUGGCCAUCAAGCAGCUGCACGAUGCAUUGGACAAAGGAAUCCGCAAGCGAAAUCGCAGAUUUCGCUGGGUUAGCCGGGUAGGCUAUGUGCUUCUUGAGUGGGUGCUCGUUGGGGUGAUGUGGUGGGUUUGGACUAUCGUGAUGAUGUGGAAGCUUCUCAGGGGUAUCUGGAGAGGCAGUGUAAGUGGCAUUCGAUGGAUUCUUUGGCUUUGAAGUCCAUCAGAGUAAUGUCGAAAGUUGAGGCAUAUCCCUUGAAGCAAACUCUCAAAGGACCAUGUUAGAGAUCGCUUUGUGUUUUCUUUCCCUCUCAGAGCCCCAUUUUUCUCCAGACUUCCUUUCUUGCGCAGUACUGCUAUAGAUACCCUCAUAAAGCAUCCCCUUAUCACUUUAUUCUGCCCUAUAAUCUUACUUUGAUGUUACCAGAUGAUAAUGGUGCCGAUCCAGUUUUGCGGCAACUUUCCCCCUAUCAGUUCAUUAACCAAGGACUUAUAACCUUUCCUUUCUACCCUCAUAACAGUUACAGUUUAUAUCAUGGCCUGAAAGAUCACAUUCAUUAUAUCCUUUGCUAUAUGCCUCACCAUGCAUGCCUCCUUUGCCAGGCCGGCAGGUCCCAGACUUAACACCAUUUUAACUGCACAAACUUCCUUACAUCUAUCAAGUACAAAGCAUGACAAAGUGAUUGCUUCACGCA
This is a messenger RNA of Coccidioides posadasii C735 delta SOWgp, 3960 nucleotides long. Lineage: Eukaryota; Fungi; Ascomycota; Eurotiomycetes; Onygenales; Onygenaceae. The record is from RefSeq and is a predicted model, not a curated record.